Plasmodium berghei ANKA is the source of this 4236-nucleotide messenger RNA. RefSeq names its product WD repeat-containing protein, putative. The transcript has a single exon. Lineage: Eukaryota; Apicomplexa; Aconoidasida; Haemosporida; Plasmodiidae. Gene Ontology annotation, biological process: tRNA methylation. The record is from RefSeq and is a predicted model, not a curated record. Gene Ontology annotation, cellular component: cytoplasm. The coding region runs from base 1 to 4236 and encodes 1411 amino acids. Gene Ontology annotation, molecular function: protein binding.
AUGAAUAGCAUAAAACGAAUUUGUGGUAAUCAUGGGGUGAAAUGUAUACAGUUUUUGAACCCCAAUUUAGUAUGUAUUUCUUUUGGAAAUAUUAUAAAAAUAAUAAAUAUAAUAAAUAAAGAUAUAUUGUUAGAAUAUGCAGUUUCAAAUAGUAGUAAUAUAUAUGGAUUGAUUUAUAAAAAAUGUGAAGAAAAUAAGGGUAUAUUAAUAUGUCAUGGGGUACAUAAAAUAUAUGCCUACAAAUUAUGCAUAAAUACAUGUGCUUUAAAACUAUUAUCUAAAUUUUGUUUAAAUAAAUGGAUAUUAAAAAUAAAAUUUUUAAAUUGUACACAAAAAAAAAAUGACUAUACCCUAAUAACAUGUUUAAGUAAUGGAUCUGUUGUAUUAUUAGACAUAUAUAAACGUAUUAUUUUACAAAAGUGGAAAUUUAAUGAUAUAUUUUUACUAUAUAGUGCCGAUAUUUAUAUAAAAAAAAAAAAAAACUAUAAAAUCAUAAUAGCGGGAGGGACCCCUUUCAAUAAAAUAUUGCUAUGGAAUAUAAAUAUCACAAAAAAAAAAAAAAAAAAAAAUAUAAAUAUAACUUCAUUGAAACAUUAUCAAGAAUUAAAGGGACAUAGAGGUAUCAUAUUUAAAGUGAAAUUUUUUAAAAAGUCAAAAUACCUUGGCUCAACAUCUGAUGAUAGAGAGGGAAUAAUUUGGUCUAAAAUAAACAAAGAUGGAAAUGAUAAAAUAAUAAAAAAAGAAUAUAAUGAAGAAAUAUCAGAAAUGAAUGAUAAUGAUAAUAAUAAUAUACUUUUAAAUAAGUCUAACAAUUUGUUGUUUUAUUAUAAAAUAGAUAAGAUACUAACUGGGCAUGAUGCUAGAAUAUGGGAUAUUGAAAUGUGCAAAUAUAAAAACAAUAUUUAUUUUGUUACAUGUAGUGAAGAUUCGACUUGUAUUAUAUAUGAAAUAAAAGAUAGAAUAAAAGAAAAUGAUAUAAACAAUAAAAGUGUAUGUAGACAAAAUGGAUUUUCUUUUAAAUAUUCAAGUGCAUGUUCAGGAUCAAUUCGAUUUAUUUUAUUUAAUCCAUCUUAUAAAAUUUUACUUUCAGGAUUUGAUAACGGUUCUGUUCAUUUGAUUUCAAUUUAUAAAUUAAUAAAAAAUAAUUUCAAAAUAAAUUGUAUAAAAAAUAACCAAGUAAAUAAAGAAAACAAGUCAGAAUAUAUUUUUGAAAAUAAUUCAAAUCUUUAUUAUUAUGACGAACAAAUUUUAAAAAAAAAAAAUAUGAUAAAUUUUUUAGAUGAUAGUUUAAAUAAAGAAUUAGACAAAACUAAUGAUUGGAUUAGGUCUAUAAAUCAUAUAAAUAUGACCAAUAUAAUAAUUUGCACAAAUUUUGGAAAAAUAUAUAUUUUAAAAACUAAUAAAAUAAACAAUAGAUUAGUAUUGUUACAUAAAAUCGAGGAUAAAAAUUGUUUAUUAACAUGUUUAACUUUUUAUGGAUUAAAUUAUAUUUGUCUUGGAUUUAGUAAUGGGUUUUCUUCUUUUUUAUUUUUAUCAAAUUUGAAAGACAAUAACCAUCCAAAUAUAAUCUUUUCAAAAAAUUUUAAUUGUUUUUCACAUCGAGUAAGUGAUAUGAAUCUAAUUCCUUUAUCGACUUUAAGUUAUAAACAAAUUAUAUCAUUUAUUGAAAAUAAAAAUUUAGGUAAUAUUUUAUAUUUGAACUUAAAAAAAGAUACAUUGAGUAAUACAAAACAAAAUAUUUUAGAUUCUAAUACUACAAUUUAUGCAUCUACUGAUGAUUUUACAUUUUAUAAGGUUAUAUAUAAUACUGAAAUGGAAACAGAUGUUGAAAUAUCCAAAGUAGAACCUUUUGUUUCAAGCUUUUUAUUAGCUACAUUUGAUCAUACAGGAAAUAUAAAAUUUUUUGGAGUACAAAAUGAAGAUGGAAAAAUUAAUUUUAUUGAAAUAUCUGAAACAUUAAUAGAUGUGAAAAAUCAAAAAUCAAAAAUAAUAUCAUUUAAUUAUGCAUUAAGAGAAAAACAUACAAAACAAGGAUCUCAAAUUAGUUUGAACAUUUUGAUAUUUUUAGGUGAUGAAUAUGGCUGUAUUUUUAUUAUUUAUUUAAAAAUACCUAUUCAAAUAAAAGAUAAAAAAAGAAUAUACGAUUUUAAAAAUUUAACUAUUAAACAUAAAGAUAAAAUACGGAUUCAUAGUAAUCGAAAAGUCUUUGACAUCAAAAUAAUUGAUGGAUUCAUUUAUUCGUGUGGACAAAAUGGAAAUAUAAUAAAAUAUCAGUUAUAUAAAAAUAAAAUAUAUACAUUAUAUAAAUUAUGCUUAAUUAAGAUUCCAUAUUAUUCAUCUAUUUAUAAAUUAAUUCCAAUAUUCAUUAAUACUAAAAAAGAUGUUGCGUCUGAACCCGUUUCUAGAUGCGGCAAAAGGGGUACUACAUCUGAGCCUGCUAAUGAUGCAACUUAUUCCCAAGAAGAUAAUAUUCAUAAUAUAAUUGUUUGUUGCUUUAAAGAAAAAAAAUUUGUUUUAUAUGAUUUAAAAAAUAAAAUUGAAUAUAUAUCAAUAGAAUGUGGAGGUUUUAGAAGGCCAUUAAGUAUUUUUAUGAAAUAUACAAAUAAUUUGGUGAACACAUUUUCAUUUUGUUUUUGUAAAGAAAAAAAUAUUUUUUUUUAUUUCAAAGAAUUGAAUCAAAAUAAAUCUAAUAUUAUACCAUACCAUCAAAUUUAUAUAAAUUCAGAUUUUCAUACUAAAACUAUUUCUUCUAUUUUAUGGAUAAAUAAAAAUUAUUUUAUUACAUGUUCAGAAGAUGGAACUAUCAAAAUUUUAUUCUCCAAACCAAUUAGACAAAAUCAAGAAUCAAAAUCCUACAUUUUUGACCCAAAAAAAAAUAUAAAAAAAAAAUAUAACAGUAAAAAUUAUAUACUGAAUCGAAUUGAGGUGGUUCAAAAUAUUUACAAUCAUAACGAGCCAAUUUUUUCUAUGUGCUUUUUAAAAAAUCCAUUUUACAAAUUUAGAAAUCUUAGAUUUUUAGCAAGUGUAGGUGCAAAAAAUUCUAUUAACCUUUUUUAUAUUUUUAUGAAUAAUAAUAAUAUUCCAAUUAUCUAUCAUAUAGAAAAAUUAAAAGUUCCAAUUUUUUCAAGUAACCUUCGAUUUUUAUGUGUUGAAGGAAGUUAUAAAAUAUCAGAAUAUACAGAAAACAGUUAUGUUAUUAAUUUUGAUAUAUUUAUAGGAACAUCAAUAGGUCAUAUAUUUCGAUAUAAUAAUGGAAUAUAUAAAUUUGUAAUAUAUAAAAAUAUCGUUUUUUCAAAAGUUCAAAAGCAUGCAAAUUUAACAAAUUCUUAUAAUUUACAUAGCACAAUAUUAUCAAUUAAUUUUAUUAAUAUUUUCAAAAAUAAAAUAUCAAAAAAUAUAAAUAAUGAAUCAAAUAUAGAAAUGUGUAAUCAUAUUCCCCAUGAUAUGGUACAUAAAUCAGAUUUAAAUGAAUUAUGUUUUUUUAUUAAAAAAAAAAAAUAUAUAAAAAUGGAUAACAAAGAAAUACAUAAUAUACUAGUAUGCGGAUUAAAUAAUGGAAAUGUUUAUAUUUAUCAUAUUGAAGAAAAUAAAAUGAAUUUAUUAAAAAAAGUCAAAGUACAUCAAAAUGGAAUUAAUCAAAUAGCUAUUAAAAAAAAAAAUAAUAGGAUUAUACAUAUUUUUACAUGUGGAGAUGAUCAAUCUGUUAAUAUACUUUCCAUAAAAAUUAAAGAUAAAAUAAAACAAUUGGAAAUUAAAAAAAAUGAAAAUAGUAAUAACCAUAUUAAUCAAACUAUUUCUAAUAAUUUUAAUAUACAAAAACGAUUUAAAAUUUGUAUUUUGCAAAAUACAAACUUUCCAAAUUCACAUUAUUCAUCAAUUAGAGCAAUUGUAAAUUUUUCAAAUUAUAUCAUAACAACAUCUUGGGAUCAGUAUAUUUCUAUAUGGAAAAUAAAUGGAUGUAGUGCUAACAAAAAUAGCGACAGAAAUAUUGAUAAAAAUAUUAUUAUUUUGUCUAUUUUCAAGAAAUUUAAAAUGGCGGUUUAUGAUGUUUCAUGCUUAAGUUAUUUACCAAUUAAAAAAAAAAAACAUAUUUUUAAAAAUUGUGAAAAUAAACUAAAGCACUUAGAAAUUCAUAAUUUAGAAACUAAUCGAAAAUAUUACAAUUGCAAAAUGUAUUUAUCAGUUGGUGGUACAAAUGGCAGUAUCGAAUGCUUCUCAUUAAAUUUGACAAAAUAA